Messenger RNA from Anolis sagrei ordinatus, 3846 nucleotides. Its product is annotated as axin-1. Gene Ontology annotation, molecular function: molecular adaptor activity; ubiquitin protein ligase binding; beta-catenin binding. Lineage: Eukaryota; Metazoa; Chordata; Lepidosauria; Squamata; Anolidae. Gene Ontology annotation, biological process: cell development; positive regulation of proteasomal ubiquitin-dependent protein catabolic process; negative regulation of canonical Wnt signaling pathway. The record is from RefSeq and is a predicted model, not a curated record. Gene Ontology annotation, cellular component: plasma membrane; beta-catenin destruction complex; nucleus.
CGCAGGCGCAUCCGGGCCGCCAGGGGGCGCUGUUGGGCCAGCUCCUCUGCGUCUCUGGCGGCGGAAGAACGGAAGGAAGGAAGAAGGGAGGAAGGAAGGAAGGAGCGAAGGAAGAGGCCAGGCCCCGCCGAGCGAGAAAGAGAGCGAGGGAGGGAGGAAGGAAGCGGGCCCGGCGUGACCCCGUCCGUCUCCUGCGGGGAGAGCGAGAUGGGCCCCCGCCGCCGCCGCCCGCCCUUCUCCUCCUCCUCCUCCUCGGUCUCCCCGCCUCCUGGGCCCCGGCUCUUCCUCCUCCCGCCUCAGCCGGGCCGAAGCUGGCGCUGGGCCUCCUGCCUGGGGGCACGCUGAGAGGCUCCCACUGCCCUGCCCCUUCUCCUCCGGACGGACGCAGUGGCCCUGGCAACAAGGAUGAGUGUCCCUGGCUUCACGCCGGACCCUGGGGGCGGCUUCUCGGAGGACGCCCCGCGACCCCCGGUCCCCGGCGAGGAAGGAGAGCUGGUUUCCGCGGAAACAGGGCGCCUGCCCAGCCACGGGGGCUUCUUCCACGGUGGGGAGGCCCUCAAGGCAGAAGCCACACCCCGUCGGCCGGACCUGGACCUGGGCUAUGAGCCUGAGGGCAGCGCCUCCCCAACACCCCCUGCCUUGCGCUGGGCCGGCUCUCUACACUCGCUGUUGGACGACCGGGAUGGGACCCAACUCUUCCGCAGCUUCCUGCGCGAGGAAGGCUGUGCCGACCUGCUGGACUUCUGGUUCGCCUGCAGUGGUUUCCGGAAGCUGGCGCCCAGCGAGGGCAGCGAGGAGAAGCGGUUGAAGCUGGCCAGGGCCAUCUACAAAAAGUAUGUUUUGCACGGUGCCGGCGUGGUUGCACGCAGGGUCAAGCCGGCCACCAAGAGCUUCAUCAGGGACUGUGUCCUGCGGCAGCUGGUGGAUCCGGACGCCUUCGAUCAGGCCCAGACUGAGGUCCAAGCUGCGAUUGAGGAGCACUCCUACCCGCUCUUCCUCAAGUCCGACAUCUACCUGGAAUAUGCCAGGAGUGGUGGAGGAGGAGGGGGCUGUGGAGGCGGGGAGAGCCCAAAGGGCCCCUGUGGAGAGCACAGCCCCGAAAGCAAUGGGAAGGGCCUCCCAGGCUACCUUCCCACCCUCAAUGAGGAUGAGGAGUGGAAGGGCGAGGGGGUUCCUGAGGGGAAGGGAGCCAUGGGCCGGGCAGUGGUUGAAGCCCCAAGGGACCCCUUGCUGCCUGCCCCCGCUGGAUGCCUGACCCAGACGCUGCUAAGGGAGACCACCGUCCAGCAGCCCACUCACGGAGCCCCUCCCUCUGCCAUCAGCCCUAGCAGCACUUCCGCAGUGGCCCCCAGACGCUACAGCGAGGGACGGGAGUUCAGACCCAGUCCGUGGAGGGAGCCGGUGCACCCCUACUACGUCAACACGGGCUUCGCUUUGGCCCCGGCCGCCAGUGCCAAUGACAGCGAGCAGCACAGCAUGUCCAGUGAUGCCGACACCAUGUCGCUGACCGACAGCAGCGUAGACGGGAUCCCUCCCUACCGACUCCGGAAGCAGCAUCGCAGAGAGAUGCAGGAAAGUGCCAAAGCCAACGGACGUGUGCCUCUACCUCACAUUCCUCGUACUUAUCGAAUGCCAAAGGAUAUCCACGUUGAACCCCAGAAGUUUGCUGCGGAGCUGAUCCAUCGGCUGGAGGAGGUCCUGAGGGACCGGGAAGCCGAGGCUAAGCUGGAGGAGCGACUGAAACGCGUCCGUGCAGAGGAAGAAGGCGAGGAGCUGGAAAUGCCUUUGGGCCCCUGCCUGGGGGGCCACAAGGUGCUCCUGCCCCAUUUCGGCCCCCGCUGCUACUCCGAGGCCCCGCCCAGGGACGCCCACGAGGAGAACCCGGAGAGCAUCCUGGAUGAACACGUCCAGCGGGUUAUGAAGACCCCUGGCUGCCAGUCCCCCAAGCCCCGCUCCCCAGACAGUGGCCCCGCUGUGACCCUCGGCAAGCCCGCCCUCCAUGGCCCCAUGGCAGUGGUGGGGCCCCCAUUGCCCUUGGGGCACGGGAAGCAUGCGGGGAAGGUGGGGCCCAGGUUGGAGGGCGCCAGCCUGCACCACCACAAGCACGUCUUUCACCAUGCGGCACAUCACCACGGUCCCCUCAAGGGCAAGGAGCCGCCCCCUGCGGAGGCCGAGGGCCCCGUGGGGCGGGUGGUCGGUCCCUUUGGGUGGGGCGUGGAAGGUGCCCACAAGCCCCGGCUCUACGGGGAGAGCGCCUGCCUGGACCCUGCGGCCUACAGCGGCAAAGCCAGCCUCCUCUCCAAGCGUAGUGCCAAGAAGGGCGAGGGGGGCAAAGGCGACGGCUAUGAAGUCCCUGGGUCACCAGAGGAUGUGGAGAGGAACCAGAAGAUCCUCCAGUGGAUCAUCGAGGGUGAGAAGGAGAUCAGCCGGCACAAGAAGACUGGCCACAGUUCCUCCGGCGUUAAGAAGCAGCUAGGCCAUGACCUGCCGCGGCCAGCCUCCGUGGAGCGCCCCGUGGCCCUGCACCCCUGGGUCAGCGCUCAGCUGCGGAACGUGGUGCAGCCCUCGCACCCCUUCAUCCAGGACCCCACCAUGCCCCCCAACCCGGCCCCCAACCCCCUGACGCAGUUGGAGGAGGCCCGCCGGAGGCUGGAGGAGGAGGAGAAGCGGACGGGGAAGGUCCCAGGAAAGCAGAGGUAUGUCCAGGAGGUCAUCCAGCGAGGGCGCUCCUCCUCCUCCUCGGCCAGACCGGCCUGCCUGCCGGUCCUGAAUGUGGUGCCCGCUGUCUCCGACCUGGACCUCUCUACACCACCCGAGGGGAAGACCCAGAAGCGGCCCCCACCAGCUCCCCAGCCGCCCUGCGACAACAUUGUGGUGGCCUACUACUUCUGCGGGGAGCCCAUCCCCUACCGGACGCUGGUCAAAGGACGCGUGGUCACCCUGGGCCAGUUCAAGGAGCUGCUCACCAAGAAAGGGAACUACAGGUAUUACUUCAAGAAAGUGAGCGACGAAUUCGACUGCGGUGUGGUCUUCGAAGAGGUGCGGGAGGACGAGGCUGUCCUGCCCAUCUUCGAGGAGAAGAUCAUUGGGAAAGUGGAAAAGAUCGACUAGUGGUGGGGAGAUCGGUGGGGUCCCCUAAGAGUUCCUCCUGUUCUGGGGCACUGCAGGGAAGGGCUGCUGCUGCUCUUCCAAGUCUGUUAUGAAUGGGAAAAACCUGCAUGGCACCACUUUCCAGAAUGGGGAGGGAGGGAGGGAAGGAAGGAAGAGGGGGCCUUGUGCACUUUGACCCUUUCCUGCUCUGGGCUUUGUGGGGCUCCCUCCCCAUUGCCUCUGCCCUCAAGGGCUUUCCAUGGAGGACAGGGCUGCCCUGAGCCUGGGAGGCCUGGCCUGGCCUUCCUCUUAAAGAGGGCUCUUGAGGGGAUUGGGGGGGGGGUCUCACUGCUGCAUCCCGCCCCCCAUCUGCAUUUGCUUCACUGAGUGCCUUCAAACCACACAGCUCUCUCCUCCUCCUCUUCCUUCUCCUCCUGGGUCCGAAGAAGAGGCUGACUGGCCGCUUCCUCCCUUCCUUCUGGGAGGGGUUUUUAAUGCGCCUGACCUGUCCGUCCGUCCCGGAGGGGAGAGGUCUUCUUCGUUUCCCCUGUUUUCUGAUGGGGCUUCGGCUGUAAAUAUGUACAUUUUGUAAGCAAAGCAUCAGCUGCCAGCGGUUGGGCAGUUGGCGGCUGGUGCCUCCAGGACAUUUUUCACACCUCGACUUGUACAAUUUUAUCUUUUGAAAGGUACUUGGAUAAUAAUAAUAAUAAUAAUAAUAAUAAUGAUAAUGGAAUAAAACCCCAUGUUUGAAGGGUU